Molecule: messenger RNA, 1889 nt
Organism: Vigna umbellata (rice bean)
Lineage: Eukaryota; Viridiplantae; Streptophyta; Magnoliopsida; Fabales; Fabaceae
Product: aspartyl protease family protein 1-like
Biological process (GO): proteolysis
Molecular function (GO): aspartic-type endopeptidase activity
Source: RefSeq, a predicted model, not a curated record
GUUUGUGUCAAACACCAUAAACCAUACAUAAACCAUAUCUUCUUUGCCACUCAACAUUUUUCAUCAAACAUAAAGAUUGAGGAACACAACAAAAUUUAAGGAAAACUAAGCUACAUAAUUUUCCACCACACACAGUAAAGUGUUAGCUUGAACAAGUCAUGGGUUGCUGUGGGUGUGUGAGUUUGGCAUGGGUGAUGUUAGUGGUGCUGUUGGGUUUGGCUUCAGAGAGUUGUUAUGGUUUGGACACAUUUGGGUUUGACAUACACCACAGGCUCUCGGAUCCGGUUAAGGGGAUUCUGGGCAUUGUUGAUGAUCUUCCUCAGAAGGGAACUCCUCAAUACUAUGCUGCUAUGACCCACAGAGAUCGCAUAUUCCGGGGCCGGAGACUCGCCGCCGAUCCUCUUACGCCGCUCACUUUCGCCGCCGGCAAUGACACUUACCGGAUUCCCGCCUUUGGAUUUUUGCAUUUUGCAAAUGUUUCGGUUGGGACACCACCUUUAUGGUUUCUGGUGGCGUUGGAUACCGGCAGUGACUUGUUUUGGUUACCUUGUAAUUGUACCAGGUGUGUGCCCGAUUUGAUAUCAAGAGGAAAGAUAAUUAAACUUAAUACCUAUAAUCUUGAUAAGUCAUCGACAAGCAACAUAGUUCCAUGCACCAAUAGCAGCUAUUGUACACAGAAACAACAGUGUCCUUCACCUGGCAGCAGCUGUCGAUAUAGAGUUGACUAUCUUUCAAACGAUACUUCAUCUAGGGGAAUCUUGGUAGAGGACGUGUUGCACUUAAUCACAGAUGAUGAUAUAGCAGAUGCUGCUGACACAAGAAUUAUUUUUGGUUGUGGCCAAGUUCAAACUGGUGCGUUUAAAAACGGGGGAACUCCAAAUGGCCUAUUUGGACUUGGAAUGGAUAAUAGAUCCAUUCAUAGCAUCCUAGCCAAAGAAGGGCUCAUCUCAAAUUCCUUUUCAAUGUGUUUUGGAUCUGAUGGUGUUGGAAGAAUCACGUUUGGUGAUACUGGCAAGACAGACCAAAAAAAAACACCAUUCAACCUUGACAAAUUGCAUCCAACUUAUAACAUCAGCAUAACCCAAAUUUUUGUGGAAGAUCUUGUUGCUGAUGUUGAAUUUCAUGAAAUAUUUGAAUCUGGUACCUCGUUUACAUACAUAAGUGAUCCAGCUUAUACACGACUUGGUGAGAUGUUCAAUUCACGGAUCAAAGCAAAUCGGCAUUCAUUUCAAUCAACUGAAUCUGUUGUCCCUUUUGAGUACUGUUAUAACAUAAGUCUAAAUCAGACAGUCUCAGUUCCUUCUGUGAAUCUAACGAUGAAAGGUGGAGAUGAUUAUUAUGUCACGGAUCCCAUAGUAAUAAUUCUUAGUGAGAAGGAAGGAAACUUUCUUUGUUUGGGAAUCCAAAAGAGCAACAGCAUCAAUAUCAUUGGACAGAACUUCAUGACUGGUUACAACAUAGUUUUCGAUCGUGAGAACAUGAAUCUUGGAUGGAAAGAAACUAAUUGUUAUGAUGAUGUGCUCUCAAAUACACCACCAAUUAACCCAUCGUCUUCUCCUGCUGUUUCCCCUGCGGUCCCUCCUGCAACCGCUGUCAAUCCCGUGGCUACAUCCAGUCCCUCUAUUAAACCACCUAAUCCAUCAUUCAUCAUUAAACCUACUUUUACAUUUAUUUUCCUCCUAUUUCCACUUUUAGCCAUUUUUUGACCAAUCAAGUGUUCUUCAAAAUAGUAGCUUUUUUCCAUUUUAGUUUACCACACCAGAACCAUUUUUGCUUUCCUUUUUUCCAAUUAUAAUGGUCUUUGAUGGGCUUGUAUAUAAGAACCCAGUAUAGAUGUAAACUUGGGAAAAUUCAGUCAUACGUUACUACAUAUACUUGAUCUAGUGGAU